UUGCAGGCUCCAGCCGGCGGGGGAAGCUGAGGCGUCGCAGACGCGCUCAGGCAACCUGGACCAGGCCCGCGGGGCCCUCGGUAAGUCGGCGGCCCUGCCGAGCAGCCGCCUGUUACCUAAGGAUCUGGUAACAUGAAUCCCGUCAUUGUGGUCCAUGGAGGUGGAUCCAGCAGUAUCUCGAAGGAACGAAAAGAGUGCGUGCGCCAGGGGAUCAUGAGAGCCGCCACUGUGGGUUACAACAUCCUCAAGGAGGGAGGGAGCGCAGUUGAUGCUGUAGAAGGAGCUGUGAUCGUACUCGAAAAUGAUCCCGAGUUCAACGCAGGUUGUGGAUCUGUCUUGAACGUAAAUGGUGAUGUUGAAAUGGAUGCUAGUAUCAUGGACGGGAAAGACUUGUCCACAGGAGCAGUAUCUGCAGUCCGCUGUAUAGCAAACCCCAUUAAACUUGCACGUCUUGUUAUGGACAAGACACCUCAUUGCUUUCUGACUGACCAAGGAGCAGCAAAAUUUGCAGCAGCCAUGGGGAUUCCACAGAUUCCUGGUGAGCAACUGGUGACAGAGAGAAACAUAAAGCGCCUAGAAAAGGAGAAGCGUGAGAAAGGGGCUCAGAAACCAGAUUGUAAAAAAAAUUUGGGAACUGUGGGUGCUGUUGCCCUGGACUGCAAAGGAAACGUAGCUUACGCAACGUCUACAGGGGGUAUCGUUAAUAAAAUGUUUGGCCGAGUUGGGGACUCGCCAUGUGUAGGAUCCGGAGGUUACGCUGACAACAACAUUGGAGCCAUUUCCACCACAGGGCACGGGGAGAGCAUCCUGAAGGUGAAUCUGGCCAGGCUCGCUCUCUUCCACGUAGAACAAGGAAAAACAUUAGAAGAGGCUGCGAACCUGUCACUGGGCUACAUGAAGUCCAGGCUUAAAGGUUUAGGUGGCGUCAUCUUGGUCGACAAAACAGGAGGCUGGGUUGUAAAGUGGACGUCCACAUCCAUGCCCUGGGCAGCCGCGAAGGAGGGCAAGCUGUACUCUGGAAUCGAUGUGGGCGAAACCACUACCACUGACCUGGCCUAAACCCCUGGAAGAUAGCUUGGAGUGUCCCCCUCUUGCCAGCACACCUGACCAGAGCCAGCCUCUGCCUGCCACUGCCACAGACCCUCUGGGUCCUCACAGAUCCUCCAGACACUGAGAGGGGCAGGAGGAGCCGACGGAUGUGGAGAUGACACAGCGACUUAACGCGUGCGCACACUGUCCAGUGCUCUGGGCUUUCCCCUCUCACUGAAUUGAGUGUGUGUCCAGCGUGGUCAGCACAAUGAAGAACGUGAUUUUCCUGGUGGAGGGUGUUCCUACUCCUGUCUCUUUACACUGGAAAUGGUCUUACUGCUGUGAAAUAUCUGCUCGAUGUUUUAGUCUACCAGGGCUUCCUUCUCUCUGGAAAGACAUUAGCUUUAAAUUCCAUGUGCCACUAAUAAAAUGUAUUUUGAAGGAAUAACAGUGUGGUUAGGAGUCACUGUUGACAAAGACCAGAAUUUAUACAAGCUUUCCCCUGGCUUCUCAGUUCAGACAGGUGCGCUCGGUACAGAGACCUUUUGAGAUAAGAGUGGUGUGUGGAUGUGGGUUUGAUAACACAUCCUGCCUUGUGGAGUACACGGAAGAGGUUUUUAGAAGAGUUGAGUUUUUUCUGAAUCGGUGAGAGAAGACACCAAACCGCCGUUUGCACUUACCAACAAUGUCUUCUUACAAUUUGCCAGUAUUCGCCCCAGACAAACCAGUUGCUAUCCAGUCAGUUCUGACUCAUGGCAACCCAUGUGUGUCAGAGUAGAACUGUGCUCUGCUGGGUUUUCAAUGGCUGAUUUUUUGGAAGUAGAUCACCAGGAGUUUGUUUCUUCCACGGUGCCUCUGGGUGAACUUGAACUUCUAACCUCUGGCUAGCAGCCAGGCUAACUAGGGAUCAUCCAGGGACUCCUGUUCACCCCAGAUGUAGCCUCACAGUUCUAGCUCCUGCCCCAUGACCCCACUAGAUUCAUAUCAGCUGUUCUGAAUUAAAGAGGCUGACCUGGGUUUGAAAGGUGCUUCUCCCUACUACCUGGGUGACCCUGGGCAAGUUAACCUUUAAGAAAUUUUUCAUCUAUCAAAUAGAUUAUUGUGAAGAGUAAAUGAAAUUAAGGGGAAAUUGCUCAGUGUUUAUUUUAUGGACCCUAUAGACAAAUACUGUUGGCAAAGAAUAUUGGACUGCCAGAAAAACAAACAAAUCUGUCUUGGAAGAAGUGCAGCCAGAAUGCUUCUUAGAGGCACAGAUGGUGAGACUACAUCUCACAUACUUUGGACAUGUUAUCAGGAGGGACCAGUCCCUGGAGAAGGACAUCAUGCUUGGUAAAGUAGAGGGUCAGUGAAAAUGAGGAAGACCCUCAAUGUGAUGGACUGGCACAGUGGCUGUAACAAUGGGCUCAAGCAUAGCAACAGUUGUGAGGAUGGCACAGAACCAGGCAGUGUUUCAUCCUGUUGUGCACAGGGUCGCUAUGGGUCAGAACCAACUCGAUGGCGUCUGACAACAACAUGGACAAAUACGGAAACUGUGGCCAGGCCCAGGAGAGGGUCUGUGUGUUUGUUUAUGUCCUUAAGAGCUUCGCUGUAUGACAACUGCUCCAUUAGAGGUAAGUGUUUUGUUAGGAGGCAGAGCAGAAUCACGUUAGCCAUUAAAGGUAGAAGCUGUCUUUGGAAGAGAAAAUAAAAAUCAUGAAGUAAAUAAGGAGAAAGGGUGGCAGGAGGGUGAGCUUGGGAGGCCAGUUGGAAGAUCUGAUUUAGAGCUGACCUCAUCCGCUUUGCCAUUCACAGGGGAAGGGACCCUAGUUACCAAAAACACUGGAGGCUCAACUGUGGCCACUUGACCUCUUUGGUCCUGCAGCCCAGGGUGCUUCAGCCCCUUUGUGCAAAGCCAGGGUGUGUGUUGUUGCUCUCAGAUCUUGGUUCCGCAAAAAGCCAGCUUCACUAGCUUCGGAGACCAGGCAUGGUCCCCCCUUUAGCCCCACACGUUGUCCAGUGGCCUGGUCCAAAACUGUUGUUUUCAGAGCAAGUAAAUGAGCAAGCUCUUUUCUGAAAGGUCAUCGAUGAGCUUUUUAUCGCUCCUACGCCACAA
Loxodonta africana (African savanna elephant) is the source of this 3121-nucleotide messenger RNA. RefSeq names its product asparaginase and isoaspartyl peptidase 1 (gene ASRGL1). Gene Ontology annotation, cellular component: cytoplasm. The record is from RefSeq and is a predicted model, not a curated record. Gene Ontology annotation, molecular function: beta-aspartyl-peptidase activity; asparaginase activity. Bases 133 to 1059 code for a protein of 308 amino acids. NCBI's taxonomy places the organism in Eukaryota, Metazoa, Chordata, Mammalia, Proboscidea, Elephantidae. The transcript is spliced from 8 exons.